Molecule: messenger RNA, 1819 nt
Organism: Lynx canadensis (Canada lynx)
Lineage: Eukaryota; Metazoa; Chordata; Mammalia; Carnivora; Felidae
Gene: ATG5
Product: autophagy related 5
Exons: 8
Coding region: 349-1176 (275 amino acids)
Biological process (GO): autophagosome assembly; C-terminal protein lipidation; autophagy of mitochondrion
Cellular component (GO): cytoplasm; phagophore assembly site membrane; Atg12-Atg5-Atg16 complex
Source: RefSeq, a predicted model, not a curated record
UUCGGUGACGUCAUCUCUGGGCGCCGAGGGUGACUGGACUUGCUGUGGGCUUCCAAGGCCCCGCGGCGCUGCGGGUUGUAUUGGCAGGAUACCGGAGGGCGGAAGUGCAGCAGAGAUCGGCACCGACCUCCACGCCGCUGCCUUCUGCGGCUGCGCGGGCUCUCGGGACUCCAGGCUCCCGCGCCUCUGCGGGACAGUGUAUCAAGCAGCCAGCGCCGCCGCCCUGCCAGAGCCCGGGAUCCGAGCGUCUUCAUCGGUGCAGGAAGCGGGAGAAGGAGCUGGCAUUUCUGUUUGGCUUUGGGUGAAAAAAGAAUUUAGCCUAUAUGCACUGCUUUACCCACUGGAAGAAUGACAGAUGACAAAGAUGUGCUUCGAGAUGUAUGGUUUGGGCGAAUUCCAACUUGCUUCACCCUGUAUCAGGAUGAGAUAACUGAACGGGAGGCAGAACCAUAUUAUUUGCUUUUGCCAAGAGUAAGUUAUUUGACGUUGGUAACUGACAAAGUGAAAAAGCACUUUCAGAAGGUUAUGAGACAAGAAGACAUUAGUGAGAUAUGGUUUGAAUAUGAAGGCACACCACUGAAAUGGCAUUAUCCAAUUGGUUUGUUAUUUGAUCUUCUUGCAUCAAGUUCAGCUCUUCCUUGGAACAUCACAGUGCAUUUUAAGAGUUUUCCAGAAAAGGACCUUCUGCACUGUCCAUCUAAGGAUGCAAUUGAAGCUCAUUUUAUGUCUUGUGUGAAAGAAGCUGAUGCAUUAAAGCAUAAAAGUCAAGUAAUCAAUGAAAUGCAGAAAAAAGAUCAUAAGCAGCUCUGGAUGGGAUUACAAAAUGACAGAUUUGAUCAGUUUUGGGCCAUCAACCGGAAACUCAUGGAAUAUCCUGCAGAAGAAAAUGGAUUUCGUUAUAUCCCUUUUAGAAUAUAUCAGACAACGACUGAACGACCUUUCAUUCAGAAGCUUUUUCGUCCUGUGGCUGCAGAUGGACAAUUGCACACACUAGGUGAUCUCCUCAAAGACGUUUGUCCUUCUGCAGUGGCUCCUGAAGAUGGGGAAAAAAAGAAUCAAGUGAUGAUUCAUGGAAUUGAGCCAAUGUUGGAAACACCUCUGCAGUGGCUGAGUGAACACCUGAGCUACCCAGAUAAUUUUCUUCAUAUUAGUAUCAUCCCGCAACCAACUGAUUGAAGGAUCAAGUCUAUGCCUGAAUGGAAUUGCCCUUAAACAGGAUUUACCAGAGCAUGCCACCCUUCUGCUUCAGUCAGGUUUAGUGGAGGCAACCUGACCAGAAACACUGCUGCAAGCCAAACAGGAAGAUGAUUCCAUGUCAGAUAAGGGCACUCGGGCUGGUCUUACUUUGCAUCACCACCACUGCUUUCCUCCACUGCCGUCAUUAAACCUCAGCUGCGGCAUGAAAGACUUCACAGGACCACUGCGAGUCUUCUGUUUUCUUGUAAAAUAUAAUGAAGCCGAAACCUUUGGCCUAAGAAGAAAAUGGAAAUAUGUGCCACUCGAUUUGUAUUUCUGAUUAACAAAUAAACAGGGGUAUUUCCUAAGGUGACCAUGAUUGAACUUUAGCUCGAGGGAGUGGAAACAUUGGUUUAAUUUUCUAGAGAAUUCGACUUAAGAAAGUAAAAGAGAAAUUCUGUUAUCAAUAACUUGCAGUAAUUUUUUGUAAAAGAUCCAAUUACAGUAAACCCAUCUUUCCUUAAUGAAAAUUUCCUAUGUUUACAGUGUCUAUUGGUAUGCAAACAAUCUUGUAACUUUGAUAAUGAACAGUGAGAGAUUUUUAAAUAAAGCCUCUAAAUAUGUUUUGUCAUUUAAUAACAUA